Molecule: messenger RNA, 1218 nt
Organism: Apis dorsata (giant honeybee)
Lineage: Eukaryota; Metazoa; Arthropoda; Insecta; Hymenoptera; Apidae
Exons: 4
Coding region: 631-1218 (195 amino acids)
Source: RefSeq, a predicted model, not a curated record
CUUAGAUUAUCUUAAUACACGGUAGUUUUAUGUAAUAAGUUAAAAGACAUUCUACAGAAAGAUUCAAGAAUCUUGGAAUAUACUCGAUUGUAAAUUUUCGAAGCAUAUUCGAUUAUUAUUCGACGACCCGAUUUCUGUGGUAAAUUCCGCGUGGAAUUUUGAUUAAGACUUGCCAACCGAAUUCACCAUCAUGAUUUAUUUAUACGCAUAUUCUCAAAUGAAAUAAUAUUGGAUUCGAAGAAAGUCGCCUUUGCCGAAGAUUCUCUAUCAAUUUUCAACGCUGUUCAAAGCAUAAAAUAUUAUACGUGAUGUAUUUUGUAAUAAAUGUAUACGUGAUUUAAUAAUCCAGCCAAUCUUCUACUAGAAUACUUCCUUAAGGUAAAGAUAAAGAUAGUGUUAAUUGAAAAAACUCGAAAUAUACCAUUCGAAGAAACAAUAGAGAAAAGAAAGAAUGAUGAUUUAUUAUGAUUCUCUGAUUCUUAUUUCAAGUGAGAAAUCUUUUGAUUAAAAAUAUUUUAAAUUAUAUUAGAAACUAUAUUAAAAUCGAGGUCAAUUGUGAUUAAAUUUAAUAUAAUACGGAUUGUUAUUUUUUUUUCCUUUAUCAACGAAACGAAAAUAUAUCUUACGGAAAUGUCAAGUUCACCAGAUGGGCGGAAGGCCCCUCCUCCGAGGCUGAAGAUUCAACUUCCUUUACCAGGCCAGUAUUAUCCGCAGACUGGUAUGGGAUACGUUUCAACCCCAUAUGGUCAAACUCCUAUGCCGAUGACACCGGUUUCCGGUCAACCGCAGAUGCUUUACGCGAACAAAGCCAGCGAAUUUGUAUUUAGCCAGUUUAAAGGUAUCAAGGAUCUGACCAAAUCUGGAUUGAGCGUCGGCGAGAAGAGCGCAUUUUGGCUUUACGAGAAGGUCUGCGUAAUUUCUAUUGGAGGCGCGAUGAUAUUUGUCACGAUCGAGGGAACCAACGAAGAAGUGGCGCAUGGUAACAUUCGAAAAGAAAGGGACAAAACAUUGAUCACAAUUAGGGAGCUGUGCAACGAUCAGGUAUUGGCUACGAAUUCGGAUCUUUGGAAUGGACGAGCGAGGAAUGAAUUGAUGAAAUAUGAGGAACAUUUGUACGAUUAUUUCAAGCGUGGGUUGUCGGAUCAUGAGCAGAAAGUGUGGACCUUUUGGAACGCUGUGUUUUACUGUGGUACCAUUUACACCACCAUAGAAUCUUAG